CGGAAAACAAGCCGUGACCCUCCCCUUUAUGCGUGCCCGCUGUCGUCGGGUAGCGCCAGGGAGCCCAGCAGGGUAUGAACCCUUCCUCCAGGACCCCUCCGUGAUGUACACAUGCGACGCGCAUUCCGUCCGACGACGUGAAUCGCACUGAUCGAGUCCCGCGUGUGAUCCCGCCGAUGUCGUCAUCGCCGCUCAUCCUCCCCCCGCCUCCCCCCGCUCCUGCGAGGAGGUGAAGCCUUUGAGAAUAACACCGCCGGCCGCUAUGAGACGAAUAACGGGAGAGGCGCAGGAGGAAACUCUGAUCGAGCUGCACGGCGUGGCGGAUCCACAGACUGGAGAUGGGCCUGCAGUGUUCACCAUAUUCAGGACGAACCUGCACUCAGAUGAAAAUGGGGGAAAUAGUGUUAAUUCAUUAUCUGAAAGUACAACACUGCCUGGACAUACAGAGACUAAAAAGCUACAACAAAACACAGACACGGUGUUCUUCAGGGACGGAGUUCGGAGGGUAGACUUUGUGUUGUCCUACGUGGACGACAAAGAUGGAGAGAAGAAACAGGAGAGGAGGAGGGCGUUUGAGGCUAACCUUGAGAAAGACGGACUGGAGCUGGAGACUGAGGACAAAUCGGACUCUAAAGACCAAAAGACAUAUUUCUUAAAGAUUCAUGCUCCGUGGAAGGUACUGGCCACCUACGCUGACGUCUUAAAGAUCAAAGUCCCCUUCAAAACCAGUGACGUCCCCCACGGUCAGGACGUCCCACUGGAGUGUCUCUCACAUCCUUUCCGCUUGCCAGAGCACGUUAUGCGCCCUGAACCCGACUACUUCACCUACCCCUUCGACAAGACCAAGACCGACUUCUUCCUCAUCAACGACAAGGACACUUUCUUCCCACCGUCCACAAGAAACAGAAUUGUGUACUACAUCCUAGCUCGAUGCCCGUACUACAAAGAGGGUCUGAAAGAGAGAGACAAGACGGGGAUCAAGCGACUGCUCAGCAAUGGGACGUAUACCGCAGCCUUUCCACUACAUGACUGUCGAUACUGGAAGAGGGCACGAAACGCCGAGUGCGAGAGUGAGCGCUUCAACUUGUACCAGCACUGGGCUCGCUUCCUCAUCUUUUACAAAGAGCAGCCGCUCAACCUCAUCCGGAAGUACUACGGGGAGAAGAUUGGGAUCUACUUCGCCUGGUUGGGCUUCUACACUGAGAUGCUCUUCUUUGCGGCCGUCAUGGGCGUUAUAUGUUUCACCUACGGACUUCUGAGUUACGACAACAAUGUGUCAAGCAAAGAAAUAUGUGACGCCAACAUUGGAGGAAGUAUUGUGAUGUGUCCACUUUGCGAUAAGAAGUGUCCUUUCUGGAAGCUCAACUCUACAUGUCUCUCCUCCUGGCAAUCGCAUCUGUUUGACAACGAGGGAACGAUAUUCUUUGCCAUAUUCAUGGGGAUUUGGGUGACUCUGUUUUUGGAGUUCUGGAAGCGGCGCCAGGCCCGGCUGGAGUACGAGUGGGACCUGGUGGACUUCGAGGAGGAGCAGCAGCAGCUUCAAAUCCGGCCCGAGUUUGAGAUACAAUGCACCAGCAAGAGACUCAACAAGAUCUCUCAGGAAAUGGAGCCAUAUCUGCCUGUCACCAGCAAGUGUGCUCGCUUCUGCCUCUCCACGGCCACUGUAAUAUUCUGGAUUUCUUUGAUAGUGGCCUGUAUCAUUGGAGUCAUAGCAUACAGGCUGGCUGUGUAUGCUGCCUUCGCAAGUAUCAUCAAAGACCCCAUGAGGAAGAUCCAGUUGGUGGGCAAAUUCAUCACUCCGCAGCUGGCCACGUCUGUCACCGCCUCCUGCAUCAACUUUGUCAUCAUCAUGAUCCUCAACUUCUUCUAUGAGCGGGUGGCCAUUUGGAUCACCGAUAUGGAAAUCCCAAAGACCCACCUUGAGUAUGAGAACAGGCUGACCAUGAAGAUGUUCCUCUUCCAGUUUGUCAACUACUACUCAUCGUGCUUCUACGUGGCCUUCUUCAAGGGGAAAUUUGUUGGUUCUCCUGGCGACUACACGUACAUGUUCGGCCCGUGGAGCAAACUGAGGAAUGAGGAGUGCGACCCUGGAGGCUGUCUGAUUGAGCUGACCACACAGCUGGUGAUUGUUAUGUCGGGGAAACAACUCUGGGGGAACAUCCAGGAAGCUCUGCUGCCCUUGAUACGCAACUGGUGGAGUAGCAGGAAGGGACGGCACCACCCGGAGAACCGUUACAGCCGCUGGGAGCAGGACCACGCCCUGCUGAACUUCACCCAGCUGGGAUUGUUUUAUGAGUACCUGGAGAUGGUGGUCCAGUUUGGUUUCAUCACAUUGUUCGUAGCCUCUUUCCCCCUGGCUCCGCUGCUGGCCCUGUUCAACAACAUCCUGGAGAUCCGGGUGGAUGCCUGGAAGUUCACCACCCAGUACAAGAGGCCAGUGGCGUCCAAGGCCCGAAACAUCGGCGCGUGGCAGGAAAUCCUCAACGCAGUGGCCAUUUUGUCCGUUGUUACUAACGCUUUCAUAAUGGCGUUCACCUCCGACAUGAUCCCCCGCAUGGUCUUCCUGUAUUCCUACGAUGAACAUAAAAGCAUGCGGGGCUACGUUAACAACAGCCUGUCAGUGUACAACAUCUCUCACAUACCCGAGCGCAACAUGCCCGAGGAACGAGACGACUGGUUUGGUAACUCCACCACCACCUGCAGAUACCGUGACUACCGUUACCCUCCGGGCCACCAGAAGCAGUACACUCACACCAUGCAGUUCUGGCACAUCCUGGCUGCCAAAAUGGCCUUCAUCAUCAUCAUGGAGCAUGUCGUGUUCGUGGUGAAGUUCCUCGUGGCGUGGAUGAUCCCCGAUGUCCCUACAGGCGUGAAGGCUCGAUUUAAGCGAGAGCGCUACUUGAUUCAAGAGUACCUGCAUAACUACGAGGUGGAGCGGCUCAAACUCCAGCUGAGUGCCAGUUUCCUCACGGAGCCGCAGUCAGAAAUGUCCUUGCCGACCGACAAGCAUGAAACGCUGUCUGAGUGCCUGUAGCGUUACGCUUUGAGCCACUGACGGACCGGGAGCAUCCGUAUACAAGGGCUUCUGUCUUUGGCUGAAAAUGUUUUUAUCUUUUACUGCCGAAUGGACUCCUACAUUAGGAUGCAACCUUUUACCUAAUCUGCUUUUUGAAUGGAUGAAACAUUCCUGUGCCAUAAAACGAUAGCGGGAAGAAGCAAAGAGCAAAAAAUGCAGCCUUUAUCAUUCCCCGUGUAAUGUCUUCUUAUUGAAAAGUAAUAAUCUCUGUAUGUGCCAAUAGAGUUAAAGUUUGUUGUGUUGAACAUGUGACAGUAGAUGUAAUUAUCCUUAAAAUAGUCAGCUAAGAUAUCAUUUAUUAAAUGUUCUGCAUGUGAUUCUUCUGAUUGGAAUACAAGAUGAAGGACUCAAAUGUUUCAAAAAAGAAAUGUACGUGGUUAAAAAAGAUCAUAUCAUUUCAGAGAUGUACCUUAUGCAUAACAUGUCUUUUCUAUCAUUGAACUAUUACUGUAGCCUGUUUUUUAAUUGGUAGCUACACAUUGCUCAGUUCCACUGAUCUGUAGCCCGGCUAUGAGGUUGUCAGUUUUGUUAUUAGAGGAUGUUUAGAGAAAGUCAGUGCAUUUGAAAACCAGGUACCUCCUUCAUACUGCAGUGAUACUGUAACAAUUAAGGGUGUGAAUAUCAGUCCACCCUUUCUUAGUAACAUGGUGAGACAGCAGGUGCAGGCUCACGUAUUGCAUCUUACAUGUGUAUUUCCAACUAGCUGUGGGACCAAUUAGAUUCCUACCAGGAGAAAAGACUACACCGAGAAUAUCUCUGACAGAGUUUCUGUUUGGAUACAAUCAGUUCAUGUGCGUGAGUCGAGGUUGAUCAAUUGUCGACUUUACUCCUCCUUGGGUUUCACAUGGAUAAUAAAUGGCCUAUAUUCCUGUUUACAAAUUUCCCAUGAUUGUUGUCUCCCCAUGCUGUUGGCGUAAACCAUUAUAAUCGACAGAAGGAGAAGAAUUUCUUGUGCCCACGUUGUGAGUGUGGAUUUCAGUAAAGGACCUUUAGUAACUCUGGUUACUAAGUGUUCCUGUAAAUAUAAAUAAUAAAUAAUCUUUUUAAAAGGGCUGCACUGCAAUUACCUUAUUGGUUCGCUUGUGCUGUGUAGCCUAAAGCUUUUUUAUUUAUUAAUUGAUUUACAACACCCGAUUUCUUAUUUUGUACUACUCGUUGCCUCAUAACAACAACCGAGCCGUGUUGGUUCAGACAAUUUUUCAAAUUCAUUGCAUUCUAUACACUGCUACUUUUUGAAAGGGUAAUAAAGAAUAAAGAAACAGAGAUUAGACGCAGAGAUUGUCUUUAGCUAAAAACAGCUUGUCUGUUUAUAUUGAAACCUCUUUAUAAAUGAGACAGUUGUGAUUUCAGAUAUCAGCAAAUGUUCACAGUCGAAAGCUAAGCCUGAACAUGCUAUGCACACGUCUGACAAGUGCACAGCAUGUUCUUGCAACAUGCAUGAUGUGUUUCCCAAAAAACAAAUGCCUUACGCCUCUGUGCUUACUUGUUUUUGUAUGAUUCUGUAAUAAGUUCACUGUGAACUCAGAAUGAUUGUGCUGAGAGGCAGGAAACUUGUUAACAUUCCCAGUAAAUAAAGAAAUACUAUACUAUCUA
This is a messenger RNA of Gasterosteus aculeatus aculeatus (three-spined stickleback), 4669 nucleotides long. RefSeq names its product anoctamin 5b (gene ano5b). Gene Ontology annotation, molecular function: protein dimerization activity; chloride channel activity. Lineage: Eukaryota; Metazoa; Chordata; Actinopteri; Perciformes; Gasterosteidae. The record is from RefSeq and is a predicted model, not a curated record. Gene Ontology annotation, cellular component: plasma membrane. Gene Ontology annotation, biological process: chloride transmembrane transport.